Molecule: messenger RNA, 983 nt
Organism: Mus pahari (shrew mouse)
Lineage: Eukaryota; Metazoa; Chordata; Mammalia; Rodentia; Muridae
Gene: Mrpl11
Product: mitochondrial ribosomal protein L11
Exons: 5
Coding region: 131-643 (170 amino acids)
Biological process (GO): translation
Cellular component (GO): ribosome; mitochondrial large ribosomal subunit
Molecular function (GO): structural constituent of ribosome; large ribosomal subunit rRNA binding
Source: RefSeq, a predicted model, not a curated record
CUGGGAGACGUGGGCGAGUGCGCCGGAGCCGGGGAGUCUCCGCUGCUCACACCUUCAGGCCUUAGGUCCUUGUAUUACUUACGUAGCCUCUUUUGACCUCAGCACCUCUGACCCCCAAGUUGGCUAGUUGAUGAUUAAGUGGUACCUUGUGGACGAAUCGCCUGGCACCCAAAGCUAUAGAAUCAAGCGAGGUGUCUCUAUCAACCAGUUCUGCAAAGAGUUCAAUGAGAAGACAAAGGACAUCAAAGAAGGCAUUCCCCUGCCCACAAAAAUUUUUAUAAAGCCCGACAGGACAUUUGAACUCAAGAUUGGGCAGCCCACUGUUUCCUACUUUUUGAAGGCAGCUGCUGGGAUUGAGAAGGGGGCCCGGCAUACAGGGAAAGAGGUGGCAGGCCUGGUGAGUUUGAAGCACGUCUAUGAGAUUGCUUGUGUCAAAGCUAAGGAUGAUGCUUUUGCGAUGCAGGAUGUACCCCUGUCUUCAGUGGUCCGCUCCAUCAUUGGCUCUGCCCGUUCCCUGGGCAUUCGAGUGGUGAAGGACCUCAGUGCAGAAGAACUGGCGGCUUUCCAGAAGGAACGAGCUGUGGUUUUGGCUGCUCAGAAAGAGGCGGAUUUGGCAGCCCAGGCAGAAGCUGCCAAGAAGUGACCCCAACUGUCUACACUUUGAGAAUUUGUAGUGAGAGGCUGAGAAAGGGGCCCACAGAGGAAGCUGAGCCAAUGGACUUCAUGGCAACCCAAUUUAUAGUUUCCUGACAUUUCCGUACAUACACUGUGCCAAGAGAUUGAGCCUGAAUAAACAUCCUUUGUUAUCACCUCUCAGCUUCUCUCCUGAGACCCCAGAGAUGGGGACCAAUUCUGACGGUUACCAGCCUUCACAGGUGUGAGCUGCCCUACAGGUGAACAGGAAUCUUAACGCUUCUCCUCCUGUGAACACAGGCUCAACCAAGCAAAUUAUCAUGCCCAAUGCCUUGGCCAGUCUUGUAUUA